This is a messenger RNA of Fragaria vesca subsp. vesca, 515 nucleotides long. RefSeq names its product molybdopterin synthase sulfur carrier subunit-like. The transcript is spliced from 2 exons. The coding region runs from base 98 to 415 and encodes 105 amino acids. The record is from RefSeq and is a predicted model, not a curated record. Gene Ontology annotation, biological process: Mo-molybdopterin cofactor biosynthetic process. Gene Ontology annotation, cellular component: cytosol. NCBI's taxonomy places the organism in Eukaryota, Viridiplantae, Streptophyta, Magnoliopsida, Rosales, Rosaceae.
CUCCGGAGACUCUCUUCCGAAAUCUCUGAAGCUUCUCAAGGAUUGGCGACGGGUACAUGUUUCAAAACAAUUAAUUCAUGAGGCAGGGUGUUCUGCAAUGGAUUUCAAGCAAGAAGAAAUUAAUUCCGUAACUAUGGACCCUAAAACUAAGAGGAUUCAGGAUUCGUCUGUUAAGAUGAAGGUGUUGUUUUUUGCCAGGGCUCGGGACCUUACUGGCUUCACUGAGAUGCCACUGGAGGUAUCAUCUGGUAGUACAGCCAAUGAUUGUUUAAAUAAGCUCAUUUCCAUUUUCCCUAGCUUGGAAGAGAUCAGGGGGUGCAUGGUGCUUGCUCUUAAUGAAGAGUACACAACUGAGUCGGCAGUUGUGCAAGACAAAGAUGAGUUGGCCAUCAUACCUCCAAUCAGUGGUGGCUAAAUGCAUCUGAUGUAACGAGGCACACAAUUUAAGGUUAUUAGGACAUUGUAUGAUCUUGUACUUGUUUGUACAAAACAAUGAAUAAAAAGGAAUACCAAAU